Messenger RNA from Gavia stellata (red-throated loon), 1014 nucleotides. RefSeq names its product sarcoglycan zeta (gene SGCZ). Gene Ontology annotation, cellular component: sarcoglycan complex; sarcolemma. The transcript is spliced from 8 exons. Gene Ontology annotation, biological process: cardiac muscle tissue development; heart contraction. The record is from RefSeq and is a predicted model, not a curated record. The coding region runs from base 1 to 1014 and encodes 337 amino acids. NCBI's taxonomy places the organism in Eukaryota, Metazoa, Chordata, Aves, Gaviiformes, Gaviidae.
AUGACCGGCUGUAGUGUCAUAGCAAAAGAGAGCUGUCCACAGCAUGAGCUGCUGGCCCGUGGCCGUGUUACUGUCAGGGUGAGUGGAGAGUGCCAGCUGGUUCUGAUGACACGAGAACAGUAUAUAUUAGCAACACAACAGAACAGCCUUCCAAGGACUGAACAUCCUCAGUUUUACCCAGUAGGGAUUUAUGGAUGGCGAAAGAGGUGCUUAUACUUCUUUGUCCUUCUGCUGUUGGUUACCAUGAUUGUUAACUUAGCAAUGACAAUAUGGAUUUUGAAGGUUAUGAAUUUCACAGUGGAUGGAAUGGGAAAUUUGAGAGUCACUAAAAAAGGAAUACGACUUGAAGGAAUAUCUGAAUUUCUACUUCCACUGUACGUGAAAGAAAUCCAUUCCCGAAAGGAUAGCCCACUGGUCUUACAGUCUGACAGAAAUGUAACAGUGAAUGCAAGAAAUCACAUGGGACAGUUAACUGGACAACUGACAGUAGGAGCUGAUGCUGUGGAGGCCCAGUGUAAGAGAUUUGAAGUAAGGGCAAGUGAAGGUGGAAAAGUAUUGUUUUCUGCAGAUGAAGAUGAGAUUGUCAUUGGAGCUGACAGACUGAAAGUAACAGGCACGGAAGGGGCAGUGUUUGAGCACUCUGUGGAGACACCCCAUAUCAGAGCAGAACCUUCCCAAGACCUCAAACUUGAAUCUCCUACUAGAUCUUUGGUGAUGGAAGCACCCAGGGGAGUGCAAGUCAAUGCAGCUGCAGGAGACUUAAAGGCUACUUGUAGGAAAGAACUGCAUUUACAGUCCACAGAAGGGGAGAUAUUUUUAAACGCGGAUACAAUUCGUCUGGGAAAUCUACCAGUGGGUUCCUUUUCCUCCUCCUCCUCCUCCUCACCCAGCUCUUCAGCUCCUCGCCAGACUAUCUAUGAGCUCUGCGUCUGUCCCAAUGGUAAACUUUACCUGUCCCCAGCAGGAGCAGGCUCCACAUGUCAAUCCAGUAGCAACAUCUGCUUGUGGAGCUAG